AGUAAGUGCGAGGUCUAGUGUGAGAUCUAUUCUGAACCUCGGUUUGAUAGAUUUUUCAUUUUGUUCAAUUCAUUUCAGCAACGAGAACGCCCUAAAACGCUUCUACUUGUGUUUUUCAAGGCAAAAGUAUACUAUCUCGACGUUGGAUGGACUGCCUGAUAGUCCUUUUUCUUAAUCCUAUUCAUCAUUCGCUAUAACGCUAAGCAAAGACCGCCGUCUUGAACUUCAUUAUUCGCCACGAAAGGAUUUCAUCUUUGCGUAACGAUUUCUGACUAAGGCGAAAAUCUUCAAUAUUUGAAAUCAUCAUUUUUUUACAUAAUUAAUUCUUCCGAUCAUUGUUGUGUCCAGGAGACAUAUCGUCACACGAAAAUGUCCAAAAAGAGUCGCAGCGGCAAACGCCAUGGCGCGUCCUCUGCUGUUUUCGCAAUUUUGGACCUUCAUCCAGGUCCUCGAACAAUGUCAAGGUCUCUCCUUGAGCCAGCUGCAGCAGCAACGCAUCAAGGCGAAUGUUCCAGAUAUUAUCCCACGUGUCGUCAGUUGGAAUGCGCACGGGGGGCAAGACGCGGGAACCUUCACUUUGCCGGAGAAUGUCUAUCUUCUGGUUCCGCAUGAGCGCGGUUUGGAUGCACACUACUGCCUGAGCACCAGUAUUGAUGAUCCUAUAGAUUUUUCGUAUAAUUAUAAAGGAAUAGUCAACAUGGCGUAGAAUAGAAUAGUCUCAGAGAGGAUAGAAUAGUCUCAGAGAGGAUAGACUACUCUCAGAGAGAACAUGGCAUAAUAGAAAUGCACCAUGCGCAUUGUUAUGCCACUUCAUGCAGCAACAAGGCUUCUCUAUUUGAAAUAUAGACUGACUUCUCUAUUUGAAAUAAUUUCUAUACUGACUUCGUAAAUACUUGAUCAUCCUUCGGAUGCUAGUAAAAAGAUUCCUCUACCUUUAGUCAUACUUCUUCGUCCUUCAAGUACUAAUAAGUAUGGACCUCCUGACCUCCAAGGGUGCUCUAAAUCUCUUACUAGCCGUGUCACGACUACUGCCAUGUACAACUUGCUGAUAAAUAUGGACCUGCUGAUCCAAUUACAUCCAUCAAACUUCCACUUCAGGUGCCAAUAUGGAACUUAUGUUGGCUUCUACUGGUGGCGUCUUUUUCAAAAACCGCGGUUGGAAACUGUAUAAGCCAGGCGAUAAGGUCCCCAACCAAUCCUACUCACCGUUCGCCCAAGACGAGCAGAGUGCCAACUCCUGUCCGAGCAUUCGCGACUUCCAUCCCUCGUGGGCUUCUGCGCCUAUGGCCAAAUGCCUUGCCGGUUCCAACCCCUCUUGGUGCCCAGUCUUGGCCAGCUACCAAAGUGCCACCAUCGAAGGUCGAUCUGUUUUCGCGCCGCUCACUUAUCCUUUCGAAAAGGAGGGCGCUUCUUUCCAGGAGAAGCUGAAGAUCUGCUCGAGAACGAGCCUUCAAGACAUUGCAACCAAUGUGAAAAGCCGUAUGAAGAGCGACUUGCACGAGGUUUUUCUGAACGCGAACAAACCUGGACUCGGCUUUUACGCCGAUCGCAUGCAGGACAACUUAUCGCGCGGCCGCCCAGUCAUUCUGAUUCCCUUUACGUGUAAUUCCCGUGAUCCUAACGCGUCGCGCGGUAAUGCGGUCCCGGCGGACGACGUUGUGGAGUUCGUCGGUCAAGCUCAGAACAAGAUCCUAUUACGGCUACAACUACCCCCACUAACAAUCUUAACUACAGCAUCCGCAAAAAAAGGAUGUUGUAAGAUGGUAAAGUCUGCAAAGUGUUUUUACUUGCCUGUUGGUUCACUUACGGCAUCCAGGAUUCCUAGUGCACAAGCCAACGCCUAAAUCGCUGAACCAACUGCGCAGUUGGUCCAAUGGUUCAGGCUUUGGCCUGUUCACUUGAUAUUUCAGUAUAAAUGAAAUACUUCUACUUCUAUCGGUGAAAUAUAGCAUUCUUCUAUCGAACCUGCUCGUAGAGCACCAGCUGAGACAGCUCUAAUUAUCGCUCAAAAUGCUGGUGGCAAUGCUCUGAGCAAAGUUGUGUCUGAGCAAGCACCGAACAUGCCUGGACUCGAUAUCGACUCGAAGACAGCGACAGCCACUGCUUCCAAAUCUGACGAAUGUUGUGGCUCGUGUGGAGGUACUCCAUUCAGUCUUGUUGUCUAACUGUUGUGGGUGUGUCAGUUAGUGGCACUCUAUGUAAUUCUUAAGUGUUAUCUAACAAAACGAUUAUUAUCUGCUCCAUUACGAUUAUUAUCUAACAAAAGUUUGACCUUGUUGUUUUCAUUUUCUUCGUCUCUGAACCACAGGUGAUGCUGACAACAGUAUCGGAAAUUCACUGCCGAAGAAUACUCGUUUGCUCACACCCGUUAUGCAAGACUUGCUCUUUCGCAAUGUCGACGAUCAAGCACAACUAGGCCAAAAGAACGGGGACACUGCUGCGAAAAUCGCAUUUGCUCUCGGCAAGAUCUUUGCAAAACGCGGCCUCACCUCUGCGUCGACCGACAAGGCAUCUUACAACAUCAAAACUGUCCCUGCUGUUAUGGCUUCUAGAUUUCCUCUUUUGUUAUAACAGAGAGGUGCACUUAGACUUACGUCCCUUGUGACUCUACUAAACCCUACUCAUUAGACUUACGUCUCUUGUAACUCUACUAAAGCCUACUCAUUAGACUAGUCGCGUGUUACUUUUCUAGAGUUCCUCGAGCAAGAAGGACUCUGUUACUAGUAAUAGAAGGACUUGGCUAACUGUUACUAAUAGAAGUUCUGGACUUCUGUACUAACUUCUACGUCGCUUUUGAAUCAUCUAAUCGGCUGUGAGCUAUCUAGAGUAACCCCCCUAAGCAACUUGAACUUGUAUUAAAUCAUGUACGGGGAUAUUAAUUACACUACAUCUUUACUCCAUAGAAAUACGCUACAUCUUUACUCGUCCAUAGAAAUACUGACUUUGUUGGAAAGUCCUAGGUAAGUCGGAUUAUAAACUGUUGACCAGAUGAUAGUGGCAAUCACAUAAACUCUUCUCUAACAAAAGAAAUCACAAGGUGACGUUCCAAUCGGAGAUGCAGAUGAUUCUCUUCCAAGGAUUGAUGACUCAAGAGAAGGUGACGAUCCCGCAGGAUAGUUAUAACAAGAUCAAGACCGCGCUGGAUCGCACAACCGACACCACGCUCCCCUCCCAGUGGAGAGCCCAGAAACAGGGGAGUAAAGAAAAGUUUGCGUUUGCGCUCUUUCAUGCCUUUCGAAUCAUGAAGGCUAACGAUCCCUACGUUGUCGCUAACCUGGACAUGCUCGAACUCAAUGGCGAUGAUGGUUUCAAAGUACCGCUUACGGAAGAACAGCUUUUGAUUGUCAAUCACUUGGCUGGGCACGGUUCCUCGCUCAAGUUGAGACCUCCUCCGGCUUCUCGCUGAACAAAAAAUUCUUCUCGCUAAACUAAAAAUUGCACUCUAAUCUGGAUCUGAAGAAGUCAAUAUCAUGAUGAUUUUUGAUCAAUACAAGAUGCUAUUUACUAACAAGCAACAUCGAUGCUAGCUACUAGUUUACGUUUCACAUUGCUUUUUCAAGAACUAAAGGUAAUAUCAGUGUUUUCGACGAGAACUUGCACAAAGUAUUGAAUCAGACUUAGCUGUAGCAGUGUGUCUAGGUAUAACUAACACUUGCUUCAACUACUACUCUUCGAGGACUCCUCUUUUUCAAGGGCGAUUUGGCGGAACGACGGCCAAGCCCCUUACGCAACCACGGACGACGAAAAACAUUUCGUAAUUGAAUGUGUAAAAUACAUACCGAACGACAUCGUGCACUAUGGUGUUAUCACCAGCACUGCAAAUGUAGUAUCUGGAAAAUUAUGUUUGAUCUUUGUUUUUCACUCGGCAAUCGCUGUCUUGUACAGAGUCUGGCCGAUUUUUCCGAGGGUCAAAAAAAAAGCGCUUUGUUUGGUCGGACAAGCAGGGGUUGAAGGGGUCGACCACAUACUGAACGGCUAUCAGUCAUGCGCAAUAUUAUAUGACAGUACUUGGACAAUAAAAUGUUAAAAGGAAAAGAC
Molecule: messenger RNA, 4038 nt
Organism: Amoebophrya sp. A25
Lineage: Eukaryota; Dinophyceae; Syndiniales; Amoebophryaceae
Source: the annotation of a GenBank genome assembly